This is a messenger RNA of Solanum tuberosum (potato), 1141 nucleotides long. Its product is annotated as transmembrane protein 19. Lineage: Eukaryota; Viridiplantae; Streptophyta; Magnoliopsida; Solanales; Solanaceae. Gene Ontology annotation, cellular component: membrane. Bases 99 to 962 code for a protein of 287 amino acids. The transcript is spliced from 5 exons. The record is from RefSeq and is a predicted model, not a curated record.
AUAAAUUCUCAAAACACACACUUCAAACCCCCCACAAAACUCUCCCCAUCAGUCGGAAAAAGUAGUAGUUGCCGGCCGGUGAACAUUUCAGGUGAAAAAUGGAGAAGCAUUUGAUUCAACCGGCGGUGGCUGCGCUUCUCUCAUCAGUGAUCGCGUUUAGAUCUUACAAGCGCAAGUCACUCAGCUUGUCCGGAGCCAUUGCUGGAGUCAUUGUGAUGUUUAUUCACCUCGCUGUUAACUACAGGUUUGGAGCGAUGCUGCUGGUGUUCUUUUUUUCUUCUUCAAAGUUUACCAAGUUUGGAGAAGAUAGGAAAAGGAAAAUUGAUGCUGAAUUCAAAGAGGGCGGUCAACGCGAUUGGAUUCAAGUCCUUUUCAAUGGUGGCAUCGCAACCCUUUUGGUUCUGACUGUAUGGACAGUGAUUGGGUCAGAGGACAAAUGUCUGGAUUCAAAAGAGUCACGCAUGAUAACAUCUUUAAUUGGUGGUAUCAUUGGUCAGUUCUGCUGCUGCAAUGGGGACACAUGGUCUUCAGAGCUUGGGAUACUUAGUAAUGAGGAGCCUCGACUAAUUACAAACUUCAAGACAGUUCGAAGGGGUACAAAUGGUGGAGUGACAAAAGCAGGACUCUUGGCUGCAGCAGCAGCAGGCACUGUCAUUGGAUUGACAUUUGUAGUCCUGGGAUUUUUCACUACAAAGUGCACAUCUGAUGUGACUGUAAAGCAGCUUUUUGUCAUACCACUUUCUGCAUUGGCUGGAGUAUGUGGAAGUGUUAUUGAUUCUUUGUUGGGAGCAACACUACAAUUCAGUGGAUUCUGUUCUGUUCGGAAGAAGGUGGUUGGGAAGCCAGGACCAACUGUGAAGAGAAUAUCUGGUCUUACUGUCCUUGAUAAUAAUGCAGUGAACCUCGUAUCAAUAUUGCUGACAACGGCUAUAACCUCCAUUGCCUUCUUAUACAUUUUCUGAAUGUAUCCACCCAGCUCAAUUUGAAUUCUGUAGUAUUUUGUAUCAUCUUCCAGCAACAAUGAGGAUUAUGUUCAUGCUAUAAAUGCUACUAAGUAUCAUAAUCCCUAUCGAGAUUAAAUGAGAGAAUUUUUUCUCAAUGCUGCCAUUUUGAUCUCAAAGUAAUCAAUUGUUUCUUCUUU